UUCCACCCCACCCGACCGACCACGCCGUCACCGCCACCCGACGCCCAAACCCUACUCCCUCGCACCCAUCUCCUCCUCCCUCACCCUCUCCGGCGGCGGCGGCAGCAGCUCCGGCUCACGACAGCGAAGGAACGACAAGAUGGCGACGAUCGUGAACACGACGGAGGAGGAGCCCAUGCUGGCGGUGGUGCGCUUCACCGCCGAGCUCGCCUGGGCCGACGCGGGCCCGGAGGUCGCCGACCCCGAGGUCACCCGCCUCUGCCUCGAGGCGCAGGAGCACAUCCUCGCGGGGCGCUGGCUCGACAUGGCCUCCCUCAUGCUCGCUUCCGCCGACCUCCUCCUCACCUCCCCGUCGCGCGUCCCGGACAAAGAUCUCGAGUGCAUCCUCUCCGUCAUCUGCAGCCUCGUCACCAAGGCUGGAUCUGAGGACCAGGCGCUGCAGAUCACCGACCUCAUCUGCGCCAAGCUCACCCAGCAGCCCGAAGACAAGCCAGCGCUGCGCCUCAAAGUUCUGUUCAGCUUGUACAAUCUGCUCCCGAGCCCCUACGGCAAGGCAUUUGUUUACAAGAAGGCUCUCGAGCUGGCCACUGCUGGGAAGGCUGCCGAGUGCAUCAUCCCAUCAUUCAAGAACAUCGACAGCUUUGUCAGUGAGUGGGGAAUUGGAAAUUUAGAACAGAGGGAGCUGUACCGUGCCAUCACCAGGAUCCUCAAAGACCAUAAGGGCAUGACCAAGGAGUACUUCAACUUCCUCAACAAGUACCUCACCACUUUCAAGGGAUCAGAUGAUGACUCUGCUACAAUUGACGAUGCCAAGGAAGAGGCUGUUGCGGCAAUUGUCGAGUUUGUCAAAUCAUCUACUCUCUUCCAGUGUGAUCUACUCAAUAUGCCAGCUGUUGCACAGCUUGAGAAGGAUGAAAAGUAUCAGUUGGUUUAUGAACUUCUAAAGAUAUUCCUUACCAAGAGGCUCGAUUCCUAUUUAGAGUUUCAGGCUGCAAACUCUGCCUUGCUGAAAGAUUAUGGACUGGUUCAUGAGGAGUGCAUAACCAAAAUGCGCCUCAUGUCUUUGCUCGAUCUGAGCAGCCGUUGCUCUGGCGAAAUCCCUUAUUCAGCAAUCAUUGAAGCACUUCAGAUCAAUGAUGAUGAGGUGGAGCAAUGGAUUGUGAAAGCAAUCGCGUUCAAGAUAUUGGAUUGCAGGGUCGAUCAGCUUAACCAGACUGUCAUCGUCAGUCGGCAUACUGAGAGGAUAUUUGGGCUGCCACAGUGGCAGGGUCUGCGCACAAAACUAGGAGCCUGGAGGGGAAACAUUGCCAGUGCUAUCAACACAAUCCAAGCUAACAAAGUCACUGACGAAGGGACACAAGGGAUGCAAGGCUUGAUGAUCCGCUGAUUGAGGGCAAGUCUGAGAAUUGAGUUUAUAGCUGGAGGGAUUAGAUGAGGAAUUUUGUAUUAAGACAACUUGUAAUAUGAGUUAGACCAGUGAUGAUUCUGGAUAAAUUUGGUUGCCAAUGCAUGCUCCACAGCACCAUUGUUCCAUGUAUUGUGUCAGCACAGCUGUGCAAGUCAGUUGUUACACAUACCAAUUUUUUUGACUUGCCCAUAAAAAAAGACGUGCUUUUAUUGAACUUAUGAAGUAACAUGCAGAAGAUUUUUACUUUUGUUAA
Molecule: messenger RNA, 1661 nt
Organism: Setaria italica (foxtail millet)
Lineage: Eukaryota; Viridiplantae; Streptophyta; Magnoliopsida; Poales; Poaceae
Product: eukaryotic translation initiation factor 3 subunit M
Exons: 9
Coding region: 140-1387 (415 amino acids)
Biological process (GO): cytoplasmic translational initiation
Cellular component (GO): eukaryotic translation initiation factor 3 complex; cytoplasm
Molecular function (GO): translation initiation factor activity
Source: RefSeq, a predicted model, not a curated record